Teleopsis dalmanni is the source of this 1476-nucleotide messenger RNA. Its product is annotated as innexin inx5-like. The transcript has 3 exons. Gene Ontology annotation, cellular component: gap junction; plasma membrane. NCBI's taxonomy places the organism in Eukaryota, Metazoa, Arthropoda, Insecta, Diptera, Diopsidae. The coding region runs from base 276 to 1409 and encodes 377 amino acids. The record is from RefSeq and is a predicted model, not a curated record. Gene Ontology annotation, molecular function: gap junction channel activity. Gene Ontology annotation, biological process: phototransduction.
AUUGUACAGACUAAAUAAAAUGAUCUGAAGUUUGUUUUUUCUUUCGCGCUUUGUGGUUGUCUUCUUUAAACUGGGAACCGUUAGAAGAAUGAAGACGCCAAUAUAUUUCGUAUUUAUGUUUCGAUUGAUAAUUGGCUUUGUGUGCGCGGCGAAAAGUGAUCAUUAUAUAUUAGACGAACGCCUCAACAGAAGUUUGCAAAAAAACAUUGCUUCUCCACAAGAUUUUGGAAUUCGAGUUACAUUUGCUACGAGUAUUUGUACCAGACAUAGCGGAGAUGUAUUCAGCAGUUAAGCCGCUUUCGAAAUAUUUACAAUUUAAAUCCAUUAAAAUAUAUGACACAGCCUUCACUUUACAUUCCAAAUGCACAGUUGUCAUAUUGUUGACAUGUUCGUUUCUAUUAUCUGCAAAGCAGUAUUUUGGAGAACCAAUACAGUGUAUAUCAGACGAAAAAAACAUAGAAUUCGUAAAUUCCUUUUGCUGGACGAUGGGAACUUAUAUAGUACAAUACAAUGUACAAUUACAGCAAUCAUUAAAUGUAACAUUAAAAAAAAGAAAAGCAGACAUGUACGCUCGCAUGUUUGCAAUUUCCGAGGGGGUGGGACCUGAAGAUCACUCCACUGAACGUGUUUAUUUACGUUAUUAUCAGUGGGUAAUAAUGAUGUUACUUGUUGAAGCCCUUUUUUUUUAUAUGCCAUCAUUUCUUUGGAAAGUGUGGGAAGGACAGAGACUCAAACAACUUUGUUCGGAUGUUGUAUCCACAGUUGUGCCGGAAGAAACGUACGAAAAACGUUUAGAAAUGCUUUUUAAAUAUUUCACAACAGACUACAAGGAUAUACAUUUCUGUUAUAGUGCUAAAUACAUACUUUGCGAAUUAUUAAAUUUAAUUAUAAGCGUAAUCAAUAUUUUGAUGUUAGACGUUUUUCUCAACGGCUUCUGGGGAAAAUACGUAGAUGCCGUAAUGGCUAUUGAGAAAUAUGAUUGGGACACGUGGAACCGUUUGUCGUCACUUGUAUUCCCUAAAAUAGCAAAAUGCGAAAUGAUGAAAUAUGGAUCCUCUGGCACACCCAUCAUCUACGACAAUCUGUGUAUAUUACCACUGAAUAUACUUAAUGAGAAAAUAUUCGCAUUUCUUUGGUGUUGGUUUAUUUUAAUGAGCGUAGUGGCAUUUUUUAAUUUAAUGUUGCGUUUUUUAAUGAUACUCUGUAAGUGUUUUCGUUUAAAAUUGAUACGUGCGCGUGCGCGAAAUAUGCCUUCUUUAAAUGUGCGGCAAGCAAUUCACAAUUUUAGUUUUGGAGAUUGGUUUGUGUUAUUCAAAGUUGGUUCCAACAUCAAUCCUAUAUUAUUUCGAGACUUAAUACAAGCAUUAUAUGAAGCAAGAAAAAAAAAAAAGACUGAUGGUGCUAUUUGAGUCCACACCGAAUGUUCCUUGAAGGACAAAAUUUGACAACAACUUAUAUUUACAUGUAUAUAUUUAU